Cuscuta campestris is the source of this 687-nucleotide messenger RNA. The record is from the annotation of a GenBank genome assembly. NCBI's taxonomy places the organism in Eukaryota, Viridiplantae, Streptophyta, Magnoliopsida, Solanales, Convolvulaceae.
CCUUUUUCCCAAUUUGGCCUUGAACAUCACGAAUUGAGGUUUUUAAGCUCGGAAAAACCCUAGGAUCCAAAUUUGGGGGUUUUUUCAAAUCGGCUUCAAUUGGUGCCAUUGAUGGUUCCUUUGUGUUCGUAUGGACCUUAGAAGAUUCCUGGUGGGGUUGCGCGACGUCAGAGGUGCCGGAGGUGGCCGGAAUUGACGAAAACCCGCCGGAAACCGCCGGCCCGGGUCGCGGCGGCGAUCUAGCGUUUCCGGCAACCAAGUCAGGUGAGACUGGUCGCGAUGGAGUCGUAUGGAUGCCAGGAGUCGUUUGGGAGCAGUUUGGAGCGUCGCCGCUGCGUGUGGUGGCCGGAGCAAGAUGGGCAGGGACCUGGGCGGCGGCUGUAGCGAUCUGGAGUUUCCCGGCGGCUUUUCCGGUGGUGUUUGGAUAGUCAUAUCUCUGUCUGCUGGUGUGGUUUCUACUGUAGAGAAGUCCUCUGACCCUCCUUUGCCUCUUGACUUGUCCUUUGUGCUCGAUUGGAGUUGCGUCCAGACUUGCUCAUCACGAAAGACAGUGGUUGAGGUUGUUAAAGGUUCACUUAUCUUUGGGGAGGAAGAGGCAUUCUGAAUGCAGGGGGGGUUGUGGGAUCUCCUCACUAUGAAUGGCCAUCCCUUUAUGAGUGAUCUUUUCAAGAAAAGAGUUCAAGGCCU